GUUGGGUCUUCUGCAGGGUGAUGAUGUAUGUGGUAUCUGCGUUGAACAGGAUGGGUGCUGUUUGCCUAAUUUGACAGAGCAAUUACUUUCGAUUAACCUUAAUCAAUCACAAGUGGAUGCUAUUGAAUCUGUGAUCUCAGCUGCACGAUGUAGGCAUAUGAACCUCUUGAAGCUUAUAUGGGGUCCACCAGGUACUGGAAAGACCAAGACUGUUAGUGCUUUACUAUGGGCUUUGGCGUGUAUGAAAUGCAGAACUCUUACUUGUGCCCCCACUAAUGUUGCUAUCGUUGGAGUUUGCACUCGUUUCCUUCAAAACUUGAAGGAUUUCAACCAGCACAUUGACGAAAACAGUCUACCCUUGUCUCUUGGAGAUGUUGUGCUGUUUGGGAACAAGCAGAGAAUGGACAUCACUGAGGAUCUUCAGGAAGUUUUCUUGGAUUUUCGUGUGGACGAACUUCUUGAGUGCUUUUCAUUGUUGUCUGGAUGGAGGUACAGAAUAGCUUCAAUGGUAUCCUUUUUUGAUGACUGUGUGUCACGUUACGAUAUGCUUCUUGAGGAUGAAGAAAAGAGUGAUCCUGCGAGCUUUCUGGACUUCAUAAAGAAGCAGUUUGAUGUGACAGCAGCAGCUCUGAAAAGAUGCAUCGUGAAGUUGUGGGUUCACCUUCCUGGAAAGUGCUUUUCUCGCAAUGGUGCCAUAACUAUAUCUACUUUGCUUAAUAUGCUGGGAAAAUUUGGCACCCUUCUGUGCGACGUAGACUUGACCGACGAGGGCUUGAAAAGGGUCCUUCAUUGUUUGUCAACUGAAAACUCUGUUUGUGCACAGCCUAUAUCUUUUAUUGAGAAAGAACUGGAUGGAGCAAGGUGUACAUGCCUUAAAUUGCUUAAAGAUCUACAACACUCUCUUAAUUUACCCACUGGAGUAGACAAAAACUGGCUCCAGAGCUACUGCAUACGUAAUGCUACACUUCUGUUCUGUACUACUUCUAGCUCUUAUCUGCUGCAUUACAUGGAGAUUGCACCCCUGGACGUCUUAAUUGUUGACGAGGCAGCUCAGGUGCGGGAGUGUGAGUUGGUGAUCCCACUACGUUUGCAUCGGUUGAAGCAUGUUGUUUUGGUAGGAGAUGACUGUCAGCUGAGUGCAAUAGUUAAAAGUCAAGUAUGCAGAGAAGCUGGCUUCGCUACAAGUCUUUUUGUGAGAUUGGUUACUCUGAAAUUCGAUAAACAUUUGCUGAAUAUACAGUAUCGUAUGAAUCCUUGUGUUAGCCAGUUUCCAAAUGCUCAGUUUUAUGAGAGGAAGAUUUUAGAUGGUUCAAAUGUCUUGUCUCCUAGCUAUAACAAGGAUUAUGCAUGCCUCCCUUUCGGCAGCUACACUUUUAUAAAUGUCACGGAUGGAAGGGAAGACAAAGAAAGCACCGGAAACAGUCGAAGAAACAUGGUUGAAGUUGCUGUUGUUCUGCACCUGAUCCAAACCAUCUUUAAAUGUAUGUCUAAGCUGAAACCUAUCUUUUCUCGCAACCUUAAUAUCCUGCCUCGAUCUCUUUGGUAGU
Molecule: messenger RNA, 1547 nt
Organism: Aegilops tauschii subsp. strangulata
Lineage: Eukaryota; Viridiplantae; Streptophyta; Magnoliopsida; Poales; Poaceae
Molecular function (GO): helicase activity
Source: RefSeq, a predicted model, not a curated record